Molecule: messenger RNA, 4670 nt
Organism: Pogoniulus pusillus (Red-fronted tinkerbird)
Lineage: Eukaryota; Metazoa; Chordata; Aves; Piciformes; Lybiidae
Product: armadillo repeat-containing protein 5-like
Exons: 7
Coding region: 519-4262 (1247 amino acids)
Biological process (GO): anatomical structure morphogenesis
Cellular component (GO): cytosol
Molecular function (GO): protein binding
Source: RefSeq, a predicted model, not a curated record
CGCUGGGCCCCGCCUUGCGCCAGUCGUCACUUCCUGUUACUGCCUCAACUUCCUUCCGGUUCCUCCCCCUGGGCCCCGCCUUGCGUCAGUCGUCACUUCCUGUUACUGCCUCAACUUCCUUCCGGUUCCUCCCCCUGGGCCCCGCCUUGCGCCAGUCGUCACUUCCUGUUACUGCCUCAACUUCCUUCCGGUUCCUCCUCCUGGGCCCCGCCUUGCGUCAGUCGUCACUUCCUGUUACUGCCUCAACUUCCUUCCGGUUCCUCCCCCUGGGCCCCGCCUUGCGUCAGUCGUCACUUCCUGUUACUGCCUCAACUUCCUUCCGGUUCCUCCUCCUGGGCCCCGCCUUGCGUCAGUCGUCACUUCCUGUUACUGCCUCAACUUCCUUCCGGUUCCUCCUCCUGGGCCCCGCCUUGCGCCAGUCAUCACUUCCGGCUUCUGCUCCGCUUCCGCUUCCGCCCCGGGCCGGUCCCCGCCCCCCCGCCCGGGCCGGUCCCGGUCCCGCCGCCUGCGCCGGCAGCAUGGCGGAGCCGCUGGGCUGGUGCGUGGAGGCGGUGCGAGCGGCGGCGGAGCCGGGCCUGGGCCGGGCCCUGCUGGCUCUCCGCACCCGCCACAGCCGCAGGCCCGGCGGAGCCGCUCGGUUCCGGGAGCGAGGGGGAUUGGGGCCGCUGCUGGAGCUGCUGGGCCCGGACCGGCCCCGCCGGACCCUGGACCUGGCGCUCAGCGUCCUCGGCAACUGCUGCACCGAACCUGGCUGCCGCCGGCUGGCCCGGAGCCUCGGCGGCGUCCCCCGCCUCGUGUCGCUGCUGGCCCCGCCCAGCCCCGAGAGCGUUCGCUGCAGAGCCGCUCGCGCCCUCGCCAACCUGGCGCUGGAGCCCGACGGUGCCCAGGAGGUGCUGGAGGCAGGCGCUGCCCCUCUGCUGCUCUCCCUGGCAGCCUCCUGUGCCAGCCCCCAGUGCCUGCACAGUGCCGCUCGUGCCCUGCGCAUCCUGGGGGCAGCUCCGUGCCCGCUGCAGCCCCUGGGCCCUGCUGCUGCCAUCCGCACCUUGGCCACCCGCCUGGCAGCCCUGGCACCUGACCACCCUGCCUGCCCGGCCCUGGCACGGGCCCUGCGUGCCCUCACCGACCUGCCAGGCCCCUACGUGGACGAGGUGGCACCGGCGGUGCCCACCCUGGUGGCUUUGGCUGCCCAUGCCAAGCGCGACCGGCGACAGCCUGCCCUGGCUGCCCUUGCCAAUGCCUGUGCCCGUGCCAACCUCAGGCCCGGGCUGGGCGCAGCUGGUGCCGUGGAGGCUGCCAUCCAGGAGGUGAGGAGGGUGCUGGGGGUGCCAGGGGGCACCUCGGUGCCAGGCAGACAGGACGGGGUGGCACCCAGCAGUGCUCCCAAGGUGGUAAGCAAGGGCAGAUUGGCACCACCCAGCGCCUUGGUGGCACCCAACGGUGCCCUGCCACUGCCCAGUGGUACCUUGGCACCACCCAGUGGUGCCCUGGCACCGCCCAGCAGCACCACCUUGGCACCUCCCAGUGCCUUGGCACCACCCAAUGGUGCCCUGGCGCUGUUCAAUGGUACCUUGGCACCAUCCAGCAGUACCCUGGCAUCACCCAGUGCCACCUUGGCAUCAUCCAGUGAUGCCAUGGUGCCACCCAGUGUCUUGGGGGCACUCAGUGGUACCUUGGCACCACCUAAUGGUGCUCUGGCACCAUCCAGCGACUUGGAGUCGCCCAAUGGCACCUUGGCACCACCCAGCACAGCCCUGGUGCCACCUGGUGCCACCUUGACAUCAUCCAGUGAUGCCUUGGUGGCACCCAGCACCACCUUGGCACCCCCCAGCUCCUCGAGGGCCCCCAAGGCCACCUUGGUGCCAUCCAAGGGCACCUUGGCACCCCCCAGCACCACCACCCUGGCACCCCCCAUCCCCUCGAGGAUCUCCAAUGGCACCUUGGCACCACCCAAGGGCACCCCCGCAGGCCCCACCAGUGCCACCCUGUGCCCAGCUGUGCGGGCACUGUGCCUGCUGUGCAGGGAGGCAGUGAACCGGGCCCGGGUGCGGGCAGCAGGGGGCCUGGGGGUGCUGCUGGCACUGCUGGGGCACCCCCUGGGCACCGCCUGGCACCGGCGCCUGCUGCUGGCCCUGGCAGCCUUCGCCUACGACCAGGAGGCUCUGCUGGCACUGGAGGGGGAGGGACUGGCACCGAGGCUGGCACAGGUGCUGCGGGGGCAGGCACGGAGCGGGUGGGGCAGGAGGAGGGGGAGGAGGAGGCAGGAGGAGGAGGAGGAGGAGGAGAAGGAGGAAGCAGCAGCAGCGUCCUGGGACCUGCCCCGAGAGGAGACCCCCAAAGGGACCCCCAGAGGAGGGUUGGGGUCCUGCCUCUACCUCUUCCAAUCCCCUUCCUCCCCUCCCCCUUCCUCCUCCUCCUCCUCCCCGCCCCCGCCCCCUCCCCCCCGCCCCGCCCCCGCCCCCUUCCCCCCCCUCCUGACCCUGGCCCUGCCGCGGGGGGUGGGGGAGGGGGACCCCUGGCUGCCCGAGACCCCUGCCCUGCUGCUGCUGCGCCGCCUGGCGGCCUCCGACCCCCCCAGCCCCUCCCUGGCGCGCCCGGGGGUCCUGGGGGGGCUGCUCAGCUACCUGACCGCCCUGCCCCCCCCGCCGCCCGCCCCCCGCGCCGCCGCCGCCGCCCUGCUGCGCCGCCUGACGGCCGCGCCCUGCCUGCUGGGGGCGCUGCUGAGCUGCUACCUGCCCUCGCUGCUCAGCUCCUGGCUGCUGCUGGGGCUGCCCCCGCGCCGCGCCAGGAGCCUCUCGGCGCCAGGGGGCGCCAGGGGGCGCCGGGGGCAGCCCCGGGGCUGGCAGCACCCACGCGGGGACAGGCUGCGGGAGCUGGGCGAGGCCCUGCUGAGCAGCCUGGGCCGCGCCGCUGCUGCCCCCUACGGGCUGGGAGUGCUGCAGCACCUCCUGCGCUGCGGCUCCCCCCGGGCACGCCUGGCCUGUGCCACCGCCCUGCCCCUGCUGGCCAGGGUGGCACCCCCGGCACGGGCACUGCUGUGGCAGGGGGGGGCAGUGGCACUGCUGCUGUCGGCAGUGGCCCUGGGCCCCUCCUCCCCCUUCCAGCCCCCCCCUGCCUUCGCCCUCUACGCUGCUGAUGCCAUCGGGCACCUCAGGAGGCACCAGGAGGACACCCCCGGGGGACAGCAGGGGCAGGUGCCAGGGGCUGCAGCCAAUGAGGACCUGCAAGGACCUGGGGACAGCUCCGGGGACCCCUCCCGGGGGCCACCCAAGCGCCCCCUGCUGGAGGCCUCCUCCUGCCCCCACCUGUCCCCAGUGCCCCCCAAGCGCCCCCUGCUGGAGGCCUCCUCCUGCCCCCAGCCCUCCCCAGCCCCCUCCUCCCCCUGCCCCUCCCUGUCCCCGGACCCCUCCCAGUCCCCACCCCCGGCCCCUCCUUGCCCCUGCCCUUACUCCAGGGCCCCUCACGACCUCCUGCUGCUGCCCGACGGUGCCCGCCCGGGGGUGCCAGCCUCCAGGGCCGCCCUGUGCCAGCUCUCCCCCGUGCUGGCUGCCAUGCUGGGGGGAGCCUUCGCCGAGGCUCGCCAGGCCGAGGUCACCCUGGGCAGUGCCCCCCGAGGUGCCCUGCGCCUGCUGCUCCACUUCCUGCACGGCUGCCGGGGCCCCCCCCACGACCCCUGCCAGCUGUUGGCACCUCCCGUGCCCCCCUCCCCCGCCGGCGCCGCCCUGGCCCUGGCACGACGCUUCCUGGUGGCAGAGGACUUCGAGGCGUGGGUGGCAUCGGCCGUGGGUGCCCCCCCGGGGAUGCUGUGGGCGUUGGCAGAGCGUUGGGGCAGUGCCCACCUGGCUACCAGGGCGGCUCAGGCCAUCCUAAAGGGAGGGCCAGAGGAGGUGGCACCGAGGCUGGUGAGGGCGGCCAGGGUGGCACAGUGCCCCCCACGCCUGGCACGGGCACUGCUGGCCGAGCUGGCACCCGGGGGGCUGCAGCCCCCACUGGAGAUGGGAGAGCCCUGGGGGGGGGUGGGCGACCCCCUGCUGGCACUGCCAGGAGGUGCCAAGCUGGAGGAGGGGGAGGAGGAGGAGCUGGGGGAGGACUUUGGGGAGGUCCUGGGAGAGGACUUCUGGGGGGACCUGGAGGAAGAUUUUGGGGGGGACCUGGGGGAGGACUUUGGGGACCCUCAGGAGGAGCCUGGAAGCAACCAAGGAGACCUCAGCAGCUUCCUGGGGGAGGAAGAGGAGGAGGAGGAGGAUGAAGAAGAGGUUCUCUGAAGUGUUUUGGAGCCUCCUGGAUGAAGAGGAGGAGGAGGCCAAGAAAGACCCCAGCAGCUUUGGGCACCUCCUAGAGGAGGAGGAAGAGGCCAAAGAGGCUCCCUGAGAGCUUCGGGGAGCUGUGGGGGGAGGAGGAGGAGGAGGAGGCCGAAGAGGUUCUGAGAUGCUUUGGAGCCUUCUGGGUGAAGAUGAAGAUUAGGAGGAGGAGGCCAAGAAGGACCUCAGCAGCUUUGGGCACCUCCUGGGGGCAGGAGGAGGCCAAAGAGGCUCAUGGGGACCUCGGGGGGAGGGGGGGUUGGGGGGGAGGGGGGGGGGGGAGGAGGAGGAGACCCCUGGCGGGGGGGGAGAGGAAGAGCCCCCCCGGGGGGAGAGGCUGUGAGGAGACCACAAUAAAGGAGCAGAACUGCC